Stylophora pistillata is the source of this 1014-nucleotide messenger RNA. Its product is annotated as cyclin-dependent kinase 2-associated protein 1. Gene Ontology annotation, cellular component: cytoplasm; nucleus. Lineage: Eukaryota; Metazoa; Cnidaria; Anthozoa; Scleractinia; Pocilloporidae. The record is from RefSeq and is a predicted model, not a curated record.
UCCAUUCGGUGCUCUAAAUUUUUCCGAAAGUGGCUGAGUUGACGCCAUUCUUGACUAAGGAAGGUUAGACAUAUAGAUUUCGAGGAACUCUACCUGGUCACAAUGGAGAGUAAACUGCCACCACCUGCCCAAGGAGCAAGUUCUUCGACUUCUAAUCCGCAGAGCACUACUAAUUCCAGCCAAAAUUCUCCUGGAAAAUACGCAGAGCUUUUAGCGGUGAUCGAGGAACUAGGAAAAGAUAUUCGUCCUACCUACGCUGGUAGUAAAAACGCCGCUGAACGUUUGAAAAAAGGUAUUAUGCAUGCCAGGGUGUUGGUCAGGGAAUGCCUUGUUGAAACUGAUAGAUGUGCCAGACAGUAGCACCCACGACCAAGUCAGCACUUGUCAAGAAUAAAUCUCUGUAACGAAGUAGCAGGUACAAGAAAUCUGAAAGAUGAAGUUUGAUGCAGGGGUUUUUGCUGCAAACACAUUGGAGCAAAAUUCCAUGAUUCAAAAGGGGAUUCUUCAAUAUCUGAAUUUCAAAUUUUUUCACCUUAAGAGCUAAUGAGAAUUAUAAAUGGAGAUGAUCUAAGCAACAGAACACAAUUCCCGAGGCUAUAUAAUGUGAUAAGGCCAUGUGGGAGGCUGGGAGAACACGAGGAAAGCUUAUAAAUCAUGAGCCAAAGGUGAGUGAGUUAUAGGCUUUCUGCGUGUUCUCCCAAAUGAGGACACAGGUAGAUAAUCAAGCAAGAACUCUUUGAGAAGGGCAAGUUUUGGUUCCUACUGUUUGAAGACAUCAUGCAUAUGCAGCCAGGUCACUGAGCUGUUUUUAAAAUGAUGACAUUGGAAGCUUAACUGUUAGCACAUUUGUUAAUUGUUCUAAAUGAAGGUCAGUGAUCUGAAAGGGUUCUAAAAACACAAUGACUGUGUCUACUUUUAAUGGCAAAGGUGAAAAUUAUGAGAUCUGCAGCUCACUUCUCCAGCACAUUCCUUUUUUUUUUUUUGAGAAAGAAACAGAAAUUAAAAAGAGCGAAA